AUGCAGCGUAUGUACAUACCGUCUGACCAAGUCUUCAAAGACGAACUGCAAAACAGCACUUAUCCGAAUAUUGAAUCAGGCAGUCUACUUGAAAAGCAUGUGAAUAAUGAGCUUGAGCGAACUAACAACCCAAAGAAACUAUACAAAUUCCAGAGACCAAGAGAGUUUUCGUUCAAAGGAAGGGCUGUUACAGCUGACUUAGCGGUAAAGCGCAUCCGUUACAAUGGUUUACCCAACAGUUACACACAUCGUGAGGAAACUGAGUAUAACGAUCGUGAUGUUGAACUGAUGAGAAUGAUUCAGCGAGCCAGUAAGAAACCAAGGGCUGAUAACCAGUUGGAUAAAGCUGUAGCACCGAACGAUAAUGUGCUUAAAUCCAAGCUUCUCACAGAUAAGGAUGCGAUUGCAUUUUUCUCUAUCCAUGGAGACAAAAGCGCGCUGAAGUAUGUGAUCCUAAACCCACCUCCUCAAUCACUUGAAUUUCGCCCAUAUGACCUUGUUGUUUCGGAUAAGGGUGAAGAAAAGGGUGAGCAUUACAUCAUGAGUGCCACAGGUGUAGUGCAUGUGCGCCCGAACUGCCCAUCUGAAGUGAUAUCAUUAGGUGAUUGGGUGGAGGAAAAGUCCCUCUUUAACGUUUUACGAAGGAUUCCAUUCUUCAAAAACUUUUUGUUAUACAAAGCUUUCUUUCGUCUGUACAAAAAGUUGAGGGAGAAGAAGUUUGCCGCCAAGAGAAAGAUGCUCUCCAAUGACUUCCUACUUAUCAAGUCGACGUUUUUGGCGACCCAGCAGGAUAUUUGUAAAACAUGCAAUGAGUUAUCAAAUGUAGCGUUGAUCGCGUACGAACCGCAAGGAAAGCACGACUUUUUUGUAGAAGACUUCCGAACGCAGCAGCAAAGACAGAGGCAUAAAGCAAACGCAGAAAUCAACGCUACCUUGGAACGUGUGGAAGACAAGGUGACAAAGUUGAUCAAUUGCUUGCAGAGCCGAGCAGAUGUUCCAGAUAUGACCACUCGAGCUGCUAUUGAGCAGUAUCUUAUGUCGACUGAUCUAUCUUCCGGAGAACUCAAAAAGGCGAAACUGCUCAAAUCUAUGAUUGAAAGUAAGGCCGAACAAUUAAGAAAACUGCUUGAACUCAAGCGAAGUCUCGUUGAGUACAGCCAAAUUGACAUCUUUGUGAGGUUGGUAGACUUCAUGAUGUCUGAAAAUUUGUUCAAAAACGCAUUAUCUACCUCGCAGACAUUCUUUAAUACUCUCCGAAAUCAAACCGGUGAAAGCAUCCGAAAGGUUGGUUUCCAAGUCUUGCUUAACCCGAAACUUACCAAUAUGGAUUUUGAUCCCUCCGCCACAGUAGUAAAAAACUUGUGCGUUGAAAUGCUAAACGGAUAUUCCGAUGUUGUUUCUUCAGUUACUCGUCUAAGCGAGCAGCGGUACUUCAAAGCUUUUUUCAAGAAAAACCCUCGCUUAUGGAAUAUUGGCCUGAAGAUUAAGAACGAUGCUCGCUUUAAUUUCCUUCAACAAAGCACAAUACGAAUCAUAAGCAACGAUUACGAACUGGCAUACGUGCGAAUGGGUACCUACAAUGCAGUACUGCCUCAUAUUCACUUUCUUCAGAAAGAAUGGGUCCAAAUUGAAAAAGAGCAGUUAUUGGAGACUAAAGAAACGUCACAUUCUUCAACAAGCCUUGCCAAACUCUAUCGACGUCUGCAACAAGCGCAGGAUUCAUUACGAGUACUCAUGUCAACAUUCGUUGGGAACACUUUGUGGAUUAAUGCGACAAAGCUUAAGUCGGAAAUCGAGCCUCGAGUCCUAAUAUUGAGAGAGGAGGUUGACAUGACUUUACGUUCUGUAACUUGCGAUAUCAUUCUCAAGCUUCAUUCGAACUUCAAACAGAAGAUUCAACUCCUAAAUGAACGCCCCAAAAACCUCAGUGAUUUUGCUGAUUAUGUGGAGGAAUACAAAAAGGUCAAAGCCGAAAUGCCUGCAAUUGAAAACACCAUUUCUCAAGCGGAAUCACUCUGUGAGAUCAUGGAUCGUUAUCAAGUAGAAUUUGCGGAAGAUGAAGACAAGCAGCUCAAGGAAAGAACACUUGGCAAUUCCUCUAUGGUGGCUUCCCUCCAUGCUAUUUUUGAUGAUGUGUGCCUGAAAGCUGAGGAAUUCAUUGAGGAAAACAUGCCGAUUCACAUCGAAACGUUGGAGUCUCAGGUUGCAAAUCUAGAAGAAGAGUGCGCAGGAAUUCGUCAUAUUCUUUCUGGGAAGGAAUUCGUUACUUUGGUUGACAUCAUUGAAACUGUUAUGGAAUAUUUAGACAGUAUCAUGGCGAACCUGGAUGAUAUUGCAACAACACGAGCCUGUCUUUCUCGAUAUGCAAAGCUUUUCGAUUAUACUUCGCUCAGCUGGGCUGUUUUGGAAGAAACAGUUUCCCUUGCUAAGUCCCGCAAAGAAACUUGGACAUUGCUCGAUGAAUUCAGCAAGAAAGUACAGUUUUGGUUUGAAUGUCCACUGAAUGAACUCAAUACUGAAGAUAUGGAAGAAGAAGUGAUCUCAAUGCUAAGACGCUCCGAUGCGGCUAAUCGUACCAUAAAAGCAAAGGACUAUGAGGACGAAAUCGUACCGCAUUUGCUUCAUGAGCUGCAUGCAAUUCGCCAGAAUAUGUCGACGAUUCAUGAUUGCGGAAAUAAGCACAUGUCAUCUGAACACUGGAAUAAAGUUUUGAAAGAGAUAGUUGGGCCAAUGUUCACUUACCAUAGAGGACUCAACCUCCACUUCCUAAAGGAUCAUGGUAUUUUUGAGAGCAAAGAAACACUUUCAGAGCAAUCUGGUCUUGCUACGGCUCAGUGGAAGGUUAACAACGAUCUUGAUGUUAUCAGGGAAAUAUGGGAUGCAAUUGUAAUUAAUGUAAAGCCGUACAAAAAUCGCGAAGGAGUGUUUAUUCUUGCAGAGUUGGAUGACAUAAUUCAGCAGCUCGAUGAUCAUCAAGUUGAACUACAGACCAUAAUGGCCUCUCGUUUUGCAGCUUCAAUCCGUGGUAGAGUAGAAACGUGGAUUGAUAACCUGCGCCUUGUUGCUACUGUCCUUGAUGAGUGGAUAACACUCCAGAAAAGCUGGAUGUAUUUGGAGUUUAUAUUUUCUUCAGAUGAUAUCAAAGACCAACUUCCCGAGGAAAGCAAGUCCUUCGAUAAAGUGGACCGAUUUUUUUGUUCCUUAACCUCGAAGGCGUAUGUGACUCGAAAUGUCUAUCGGAUAUGCACAGAGGACGGCCUACUGGAUGAUAUCAAACACAAUAAUGAACUCAUUGAUCAUAUUCAGAAGCGAUUAGAGGAUUAUUUGGAGACUAAACGUAUUGCCUUCCCACGCUUUUACUUUCUAUCAAACGACGAAUUGCUUUCGAUUUUGUCCGAUACGCGAAACCCAAAAGCUGUUCAACCUCACUUACCCAAGUGCUUUGACUCAAUUGCGUCGCUUAUCUUUGAAGGUGUGGAAUACAGUAGUAUUCUGGGAAUGGUGUCAGGUGAGGGAGAAAAUGUCAUGUUUACACGACCGAUUCAUCCCGUUGGUAGUGUUGAGCGAUGGCUAAAUGAGGUGGAGUGCAUAAUGAAAAUUUCCAUUCACAUGCAUAUGCAAAAAACCUUGGAAGCAUAUUAUCGCAGUAGUCGUAAGGCAUGGUUUUUCAACUACCCUGCUCAGUGCAUCCAGGCGGUGGAUAUGAUCGUUUGGACAGGCGAAGUGGAAGAAGCAAUUGCCACUGGGACCCUAAGCACAUAUCACACACAUUACCAAGAUCAAAUUCUUUGCAUGGUCCAGCUCGUUAAGGAGCCUCUGAGCAAACUAGAGCGCUCACUGCUCUGCACUCUUAUCGUAUUGGACGUCCAUAACCGCGAUAUCGUGCAAAUGCUGCAUAAUCGCCACGUGCAGGAGGUUAAAGACUUCAAUUGGUACCAGCAACUGCGCUACUACUGGGAAAAGGACCCUGGUAUGCCAAACGGUAUGAACAUCGGAAUUUCACACUGCAAUGCUCACCUGUGGUAUGGUUACGAGUACCUGGGCAACCAGGCACGUCUUGUGAUUACCCCUCUCACCGAUCGCGCCUUCUUAACAUGCACCAACGCGCUAUCCAUGAACCUCGGCGCGGCCCCGCAGGGUCCUGCCGGAACUGGGAAAACGGAGUCCGUGAAGGAUCUUGGAAAGGCACUGGCUCGCCAGGUGGUGGUGUUCAACUGCUCAGAGGGAAUAAACUACAAGACGAUGUCUCGCAUGUUCGCCGGCCUUGCUCAGGCUGGUGCGUGGGCUUGCUUCGAUGAGUUCAACCGCAUUGAACUGGAGGUCUUAUCUGUUGUUGCGCAACAAAUGCUUGAAAUAACGACCGCACUUAACCAAAAAUUAGAAAGGAUGAAUUUCGAAGGUCAUCCAAUUCAACUGAACAAAAACUUUGGUGUUUUCGUUACCAUGAACCCCGACUACGCUGGUCGAAAUACUCUUCCCGAUAACUUGAAGGCGCUAUUCCGUCCAAUAUGUAUGAUGAUUCCAGACUAUGCACUCAUCGCUGAAAUCAUGUUUUACUCUGAGGGCUUUGCCGAUGCCCGAGCGUUAGCCAAGAAAAUGGUGCAGCUUUACAAACUCAGCUCAGAGCAACUGUCCAAGCAAGAUCACUACGACUUUGGUAUGCGAGCGGUGAAAUCGAUUCUCGUCAUGGCAGGCACCCUCAAGAGGAACGAAGCCGAUGUAAACGAAGAUAUGCUGCUGAUUCGAGCCAUACGCGACGCAAAUGUGCCCAAAUUCCUGCGAGAUGACAACAUCCUCUUUCUGGCCCUUGUAAAGGAUUUAUUCCCUUCCAUUAAGAUUGAAGAAAGCCAUAACGAACUGUUGUUGGAUUAUGUGAAGCGAUUGAUGGAAAGGGAUGGACUCCAAAUUGUUGACGGUAUGAUUACAAAGACGAUUCAGCUUUAUAACACCUUGGAGGUGCGCCACGGCUUGAUGAUGGUGGGGCAAACCCUGAGUGGGAAAUCGACCGUAAUUCAUACGCUUCAACACGCGCUCACCAGCAUUAAGACGGACGGCCACAACGAAGAUGAGCGAUAUCCUUUUUAUAAUCGAGUUCAUGUGCAUUUGUUGAACCCCAAAUCCAUAACGAUGGGUGAGCUCUACGGUCAUGUUAACGAAAUCACACGUGAGUGGACGGAUGGUGUUCUCAGUGGUAUCGCACGCAACAUCACCCGCGCGGCACUUGACAAACCUGAUCGACAUUGGGUGAUAUUCGACGGCCCUGUCGAUGCCUUGUGGAUUGAAAACAUGAACACCGUAUUGGAUGAUAAUAAGCUCUUGUGUUUGUUCAACGGUGAGCGCAUUAAACUUCCCAACACAGCGACGUUCAUGUUCGAGGUGCAGGAUCUGAAAGUCGCCUCCCCUGCAACCGUUUCGCGUUGCGGUAUGGUGUACAUGGAGCCGUACUACUUGGAUGGUCACCGGGGCUGGGUUCCGAUCGCGAAAUCUCUCAUUAAUCGAAAAGCAAAGACAAACGAAAAGAUGCAAAGUGAACGGCUGAUGAGCCUCUUAGAGCAACUCGUUCCGGAUACCUUGGACUUCGUUCGGCAGAAUUGCAACGAGUGGAUCUCGUCGGUGGAUGUCCAACUCGUGAUCAACUGUAUUGAGCUCUUAUUUGCGUUCAUUAAAGCACAGAAGCAGAGCAGCCUUUGGCCUGUUGGAGUUACCCGCCCAAUUGAAGCAGCAAACAACGAGGCUGAAAACAAUGACGAUAUUAGCGCGCCUAAUUACGUAUCCACUUCCCCGCUCAGCACGCCCGACUCACGCCGCAAAAAAAGCAGCUGCCCUCCCCCAGACGAGUUUCGAUGCCCGCCAAUCAAUCACCCUACCGUCUCGGUACCGGAUGAAGAAAGAUUAUUUGAUAUGUACUUUGUGAUGGCGUUUAUAUGGUCAUUCGGCGGGAAUAUACGCGAUGACGCCCGCGCCGCUUUCAGCAAUUUCUUCAAGGCAAAGGUAUCUAAACUGAUGCCUGGGUUAUUGCCCAGCAGCACGGAAGAAAAUCUCAGCAUGUACAGCCUUGUCGUGCACCUCCCUUCCCAGCAGUUCACCACCUGGAAUCAUCUCGUUCCGGAUUUUAUCUUCCAGCCAGACGUGCCGUACUUUGAUCACGUUGUACCCACUGCCGAUUCCAUCGCGCUCAAAACGAUUCUCCAUAUCUUAACCAAUGCCUCGCGAAGCGUUCUCAUUAACGGGGUUACCGGAACCGGCAAAUCCCUCACGGCGCUUAGCUUUCUGCAGGAUACCCUUCGCUGCGAUGAACCGGGCGCGUCGUGGGAGUACUUCAGUACCGUCCUCUCCUCCCAAACCCGCAGCAAAGACCUCGAGGCUCGUCUCCUUUCCAAGCUGAUAAAGGUGCGAAGCAACGUGAUAGGGGCCUCAUCAGGGAAGACGGCCGUCUUUUUCGUGGAUGAUCUGAACAUGCCGGCGUUGGAGCGGUACGGCGCUUCGCCGCCGCUGGAGUUGCUACGCCAGGUGAUCACGCAGGGCGGGUUCUUUGAUACGCAUAAGGCACCCGCGACGUUUAAACACGUGCGGGAUUUGGUCCUUUUAGCGGCCUGCGGCGUCCCUGGGGGCGGGCGAAACGAGAUGACCGCACGCCUCACCUCGCGCUUUCAUCUGUUAUGUCAGCCCGCGAUGUCGACGCGGACGACCACCCGCAUUUUCGGCUCCAUCCUGCACGGGUAUUUAUACCAGUGGAAGAUACCGGAGGUUUUGGGGCUGUCGAUGAAGCUGGUGGAGGCGACGCGGCUGUGCUACGAGCGCAUCACGCAGGAAAAGCUCCCCACCCCAACCCGCUCUCAUUACACCUUCAAUUUGCGUGAUUUCAGUCGGGUGAUUCAGGGCAUGAUGCAGGCCUCGCCGCGGAGCGCGCCCGGAAAGGAGGAUCUUUGCCGUCUGUUUGUGCACGAAGUCUCUCGGACGUUUCAUGAUCGUCUCGCCGACGAAGGGGAUCGCCAGUGGUGGUGGAGUACUCUUAAAGGGGUACUGGAGAAGACGCUAAACUUCCCCUGGAGCGAGGAGUUCCCGAACCUCCUCUUUGGAGACUACAUGCAGCGAAACCGCCUUCACUACGAGGAGAUCCGUGAUCAGAGCCAGAUCCCUGAGAUGCUCUGCGAGUAUCUGAGCAGCUACAACAUGACCUACAACAAAGAAAUGGAUCUGGUGUUCUUCCAGGAUGCCAUUAAGCACGUUUCGCGGAUAUGCCGUGCACUUCGGCAGCCGCGUGGGCAUGCUUUGCUCGCCGGGAUGGGAGGAACGGGGCGGCGAUCGCUCUGCUGCCUCGCCGCCUCCAUCUGCGAUCUUCCCAUUCACGAACUUGUUAUCACUCGAUCGUUCGGCCUCGCAGAGUUUCACGAGACGCUCAAAAAGGUGCUUUUGGAGAGUGGCGGACGCAACAAACCGGUGGUUUUCUUCAUGUCAGACGCCCAAGUCGUCUGUGAGGAGAUGCUAGAAGAUAUUAACAACCUCCUCAACACCGGUGAGGUGCCCGAUCUCAUGCAGCCCGAGGACGUGGAUGCGGUGAUUGAACUCGUUCGCCCGCUUGCGAUCGCGGCGGGGAAAAAAGAAACCCGCAACGCGAUCUUCUCGCACUUCGUCUCGAUGUGUCGGGAUCAGAUGCGCAUCGUGCUCGCGAUGUCGCCUGUUGGGGAAAAAUUCCGCAGCCGCCUUCGUCUCUUUCCCUCGCUGGUGAACUGCUGUUUCAUCGAUUGGUUUGAUCAGUGGCCGUCCGACGCGCUCGAUGCCGUCGCCACGCGCGUGUUGGCGCCUGUUCCCAUGGACGAGACCGUCAAGCGAUCCUUAAUCCAACUCUGCGUGCACAUCCACCUCGAUGUGCAGCGGAACUCCGUCGAGUUCUUUGACGAGCUCCGCCGACAUAACUACACCACCCCAACCUCCUAUUUGGAGCUGCUGAAGUGCUACCGGGAGUUUUUGGAAGAACAGGAGAGGAGCGUGCGGGAGCAGAUCGACCGUUACCAAGGCGGGGUGAACACCCUGCGCGAGACCGAGCGGGUCGUGGACGACAUGAAAGGGCAGCUCGUGGAGAUGCAGCCGAGGCUAAUUGAGGCCGCGCGUGAUACCCAAAUCCUCAUGGAGAAGAUCGAAAAAGAAAAAGAGGAGGCCGAGGUCGUCCGCAAGGAGUGCGCGCAAGACGAGCACAAGGCGAGUGAGAUCCAGGCCGAGGCGGAUGGCAUCCGCGCCGAAUGCCAGGCGGAGCUGAACAAGGCGCUUCCGAUUUUGAAGGCUGCCGAGGACGCCUUGGCGGAGCUGCGGCCGGAUGAUAUUCGCGAGGUUCGCAGCUUCCAAAAACCCGCCGCCCGCGUGGUGUUGGUGCUCGAGGCGGUGCUCACCCUUCUUGGGGAGAAGGACGUGAGCUGGGAGCGGGCGAAGCUCGUGAUGAGUCGGAUGGAGUUCAUCAAAGACCUGCAGAACUACCAGCGUGACGAGCUCACCGAGAAGACGAUUCGUUCGAUUCAAAAGUUCGUCAACAACCCGGACUUUCAGCCGGAUGAGGUCGCGAAGAGCUCCAAGGCCUGCCGCUCGCUUUCGUUGUGGGUGCUGGCAAUCAACAACUACUACGGGGUGGUCAAGGUGGUCGCGCCGAAGCGGCAGCGCCUCGCCGAGGCGGAGGCGAAAGUCGAGGUCGCCAACGAAUCCCUCCAACGCGCGCGCGGGCGGCUACAGCACAUCGAGGACGCCCUCGCGCAGCUGCAGGCCGAUAUGCGCGAGAACACUCGACGAAAGGAGAAGCUCGAGGAGGAUAUCGACCUCAUCACGGUCCGGCUUGGACGGGCCGCGCAGCUGAUGACGGGGCUGUCCGCCGAGCAAGGGCGGUGGUCGGAGACGAUCCUCGCGUUGGAGGAGGAGCGCGCCGGCCACGUCGGGCGGAUCGCCCUCGCCGCGAGUUUCGUCGCCUACCUCGCGCCGUUCACGCAGCCGUAUCGGGCGCGGAUGCUGCGGGCGUGGGUGGACGCCUGCCGCGCCCUCCACGUGCCGAUCGGGAAGGGCGAUACGUUUGACGUCGCGAAGAUCGUCGAUCCGGUGCGGAUUCGCGCGUGGGGGCAACAAGGCCUCCCGCAGGACGCGUUUAGCAUCGAAAAUGGGGUGGUGGUAACGAAAUCGCGGCGGUGGUGCCUGUGCAUCGAUCCCCAGGCGCAGGCCGCGGGGUGGAUUCGCGCGCUCGAGAAGGAGAACGAGCUGUGCGUGAUCAAACUUACCGAUGCGAAUUACAUGCGAAUCCUGGAGGCCGCCAUCCGGCGUGGGUUACCCGUGCUGAUCGAAAAUGUCGAGGAGUCUCUUGACGCGACGUUGGAUCCGAUCUUACUCCGACAAACCUACCACUCGCAAGGUCGUUUGCUGAUUAAGGUGGGGGAUAGUGAGAUCAGUUACGAUCCGAACUUCCGCCUGUAUAUCACCACGAAGCUCCCCAACCCGCACUACUCGCCGGAGCUGCAGAUUAAGGUGACGAUCGUCAACUUCACCGUUACCCAGACGGGGCUGGAGAAUCAGCUGCUCGCGGAUGUCGUCCGCUUUGAGUGCGCGGAGCUCGAGCAGCGCGCGGAUACCACGAUUUUAGAGAUCUCCGAGGGCAAGAGCAAGCUGAAGGAGGUCGAGGAUAACAUCCUGAAGCUGCUCUCCUCGAGCACGGGGAAUAUUUUGGAUAACGAAUCCCUCGUGGCCGCCCUGCAAGACGCGAAAUGCACAAGUGAGUCGGUCUCCGCCUCGCUGAGCGUCUCCGAGGAGACGCAGCGGGAUAUUCAGUGCGCGCGAGAUCGCUACCGCCCUGUUGCCGCGCGCGGAUCCGUGAUCUACUCCGUCAUCUCCGAACUCGCCGGGCUGGAUAGCAUGUAUCAAAACUCCCUUGGUUUCUUUAAAAAGCUCUUUUUAAAGACGCUGAAUCAAACCCCACGGCGGGAAAGCGUGGAAGAACGGGUGGCUCUCCUGCUCCCCGCGAUCACGCUCGCGACCUACCGUACGAUUUGCCGAGGGCUCUUUGAGAAGGAUAAGCUGAUCUUCGCCUUUCUCCUCUACUCUCAUAUCGCGCGGCACGCGAAGGUGAUGCGGGAGGAGGAGUGGUUUUUCGCCCUCAAAGGCAGUGAGGGGCAGGAUUAUUUGAGCGAUCCCGCGAGGGGGGCGUUGCCCGCGCCGGAGUGGCUGCCCGCCUCGCAGUGGAAUGAGGUGGUGGCGCUCGCAACGCGAAUCGGGCGGUUCGCCGCCCUCCUCGACGACGUGCACGCGAACUCAGCGGAGUGGCGCGCGUGGUACGCGGAUGAUAAGGCGUACGAGCGAUUCCCCACCUUUGUUACCUCGCGCGAGGUGGCAGACGAGGGAAAAGACGAAGAGGAAGAAAAAGAGGAAAAAGAGGAGAAGAAAGAGAAGGUUAUGGAGGAUACGGCGCCCGCCUUGCCCCCUCGCUUCUCAAGCUGGGAAAAGCUCCUCCUUCUCAAGUCCUUCCGCGAGGAUUUGUUCAACCACGGCCUCACCUUGCUGAUCACGGAGCAGCUCGGGAAGGAGUUUUUGGAGUCCACGGCGUUUGAUCUCGAGGGCUGCUUCCGGGAUAGCUCGCCGUCGGCGCCGAUUAUCUUUGUUUUGAUCUCCGGAACGGAUCCGACCUCGCUGUUCACCGAGUUCGCCGAUCGGAUGGGCUUCCAAUCCCGCCACUACAUGCUCUCGCUCGGGCAAGACCAGGGCGAUAAGGCGGAGAAGAUGAUUCGCGACGCGUGGCUUGAAGGGGCGUGGGUGUACUUGCAAAACUGCCACCUCUACGCGUCGUGGAUCCCCACGCUGGAGCGGUUGAUGGAAGGGAUGGUGGAGAGCACGGUGCACCCGAGCUUUCGGCUUUGGCUGACGACGAUGCCGACCCCUGCCUUCCCCGUUCUGCUGCUGCAAUCGGGGGUGAAGGUGGUGAAGGAACCGCCGAAAGGGCUGCGCGCGAAUAUCCGCGAUACCUUCACCCAGAUUAUCACCCCGAAUCUGUGGGAAAACGGCUGUGUGCAGAACCCGACCGUGUGGCGUCGGUUGCUCUUUUCCCUUGCGUAUUUUCACGCGGUGAUUCAGGAACGGCGUCGAUUCGGCCCGUUGGGGUGGAAUAUUCCUUACGAGUGGAAUCAAUCCGACCUCUCCGCGAGCAUGCACACCCUCUCCACCUAUAUCGGCAGCGAGGGCAGCCCAUUGCCGUGGAAUGCGAUUUACUACAUGAUCGGCGUGAUCAACUACGGCGGGCGCGUAACGGAUUUUCUGGACAACCGGUGUUUGGAAACAAUCAUCGGAUCCUUUUUAAACCCCGAUGUGGUGUGCGAAGGGCAAUAUAACUUCACGGCGGAUGGGGUCUACGGCAUUCCCGCCGAUACGACCUCACUCCGCGCGAUGCAGGAGUACCUCGGUGGGUUGCCGAACUUCGAAAGCCCGGAGCUCUUCGGCCUCCACCUCAACGCGGAUACCACCCUCAACCGCAGCACCGUGCGGAAGGAGCUCGCCGCGGUGCUUUCCGUGCAGCCGCGGACGAAAUCCUCCACGGCGGCGGCGGCCUCCUCUUUACCGAGUUCACCCUCCUUCGCGGCGGGAGGGGGGGGCUCUCCCGAGGCGCGGACGCUCGCGCUCGUGAUGGAGCUCAAACGGCGGCUCCCCGCGCCGAUCGAAAAGGCGCGCGCGCACCCCUCCACCUACCGCGUGGCGGAGGGCGGCACCAUCACCUCCCUCGGCACCGUCGUCAGCCAGGAGGUGGAUGUGUUCAACAGCCUCGUCAAGAUGCUCGAGCGCUCCCUCACGGAGCUCCAACGCGGGAUUAAAGGGGAGGUGGUGAUGUCGUCGGAGCUCGACGAGAUGCUUGAUGCGAUCCUCCUCGGCAGCGUCCCGCGAACGUGGCUGGAGCAGGGGUAUCUUUCCCGAAAACCGCUCGCGUCGUGGUUUACGGAUACGCUGCAGCGGGUGGAGUUCUUCCGCGAGUGGAAUGAUCACGGGUUGCCGAAAAGUUUCUGGAUUUCGGGGUUUUACUUCCCGCAGGGGCUUCUGACGGCCUUCUUACAGACCUACAGCCGUCCGCGCAGCAUCCCGAUCGACGAAGUCGUCUUCGAAACGCGCGUCACGCGGUACGCGCGGGUGGGGGACAUCGACACGGAUAGCAGCGAUGGGUUUUACAUCCACGGGCUCUUUCUCGAGGGCGCCCGCUACGACGUCGGGAUGGAGUGCCUCGCGGAAAGUCGAAAAGGUGAGCUUUUCACGGAACUGCCGGUCAUCCAUCUGAUGCCGGUUCGCCAUUCCUUGCAACUCCCCCCGGAAAAGCGAACGGAAGGGGGGGCGACGUACGCCUGCCCGGUAUACAAAACGGCCGCCCGCGUGGGAAUGCUUUCCACCACAGGGUUGUCGACGAAUUACGUGAUUUCGCUCGAUAUUCGCGCGGGAAAUGAGUGCGACGACGUGUUUAAUACCACGCCGGAGCAUUGGAUUCAACGCGGCGUCGCGAUUCUAUGCAUGCUCGAUGACUAG
This is a messenger RNA of Phytomonas sp. EM1, 12522 nucleotides long. NCBI's taxonomy places the organism in Eukaryota, Euglenozoa, Kinetoplastea, Trypanosomatida, Trypanosomatidae. The record is from the annotation of a GenBank genome assembly.